GUCAAUAGACCCGCACCCAUUAAUUUCAUUUAUACUGAACAGCCAUUAGAAGUGGUCGGAGAUCUCACCAAAACUGAAGACAUCAACACUUUGAUCGCAAAUACUAUCAAAACAUUUGGAAAAUUAGAUGUUUUGGUGAACAACGCGGGUAUGGGUGCGGCCACCAAUAUUACACAAAAAGAUGUAAUGCAAGUUUGGGAUCAGGUCUUCGCUAUAGACUUGAGAGCAGUCGUCGAACUGAUCCACGAAUCGGUUCCACAUUUGGAGAAAACUAACGGCACUAUCAUUGAUAUCUCGAGUAUUGCUGCCUUAGCGCCGUUAGGCGAAACCCUGGCCUACGGGCCCGCAAAAGCCGGUUUAGAUAUGAUUACUAGAGUACUGGCCCUCGAAUUGGGAGCCAAAGGCAUUCGUGUCAAUACUAUCAAUCCGGGUACUAUACAUACGACUGAUAUACUGGACCCCAUGUCUGCCCACAUCUAUGAAGUAUCCAAGAAAAUAGCACCACUGAGACGAUUGGGAGAACCAUUAGAUAUCGCCAAAGCCGUGGCAUUCCUGGCCUCAAGUGAUGCCUCAUUCAUAACCGGCGCUAAUCUGGUGGUCGACGGCGGAGUUGUCUAUAAUUUUGGUGUUUUAAAUACCGAUGUUUUGUAA
Messenger RNA from Oppiella nova, 651 nucleotides. NCBI's taxonomy places the organism in Eukaryota, Metazoa, Arthropoda, Arachnida, Sarcoptiformes, Oppiidae. The record is from the annotation of a GenBank genome assembly.